GUGCCUCGUGCCCGCGUGUGAACUUGGGAGAUUAGAGUUAACGGAACAGGCAAGCGCUUGAGCCCAAAAGUCACCAGUGUCACAUGCUCAUGACUUCAUGUGUUUCACAUGUUCCUGCCAUGUAAUUGGUCAGUGGUGAACUGAAGCUGACUUGUGUCAUCUUUUUUUCUACUGUGUGGGCUGUGCUUUUCCAUCACAUCUGGGCUACUUGGUUGUUUUGACAUCAGAAUCACUUCUCACUUAGCUAGAGUGAACGUGCCUCAACUUCAGUGUGUUUUGCAUCGUGCACUUUUAAUUAGUUCAACAACUGUUCAUCAGUCUGACUCUUACCUGAACGUACAAAAUGUCUCUGAAGUCUGCAGUCACCAUUCUGGUCCUUGCCAGCAUGUUGUCCACAGCAGAUUUCCUCAGGUGUUACACCUGUGCUGGCAGUUACUGCACUGACACACCAACCGAGUGUCCUUCCGGUGUUGAUGUCUGCUUGAAAACAGCGACUGCUAUUGAAGGUGUAUACACAAAAUCCUGUGGCCACAAAUCUCAGUGUGAUGUGGAGAUACCUUUGAUAAAGGUGAAGACCUACUGCUGCUACACGGACCUGUGUAACGGUGCUGGGACGGUUGGGAAGAACCUGCUGCUCCUGCUGGUGCCCCUGGCCUCCAUCUUCGUGCUGUCCUAAACUGAGCUAUGGCCUGUAUCCUAUGAUGCAACAGGGAAGUAUGCUAAGGACCUGGCUUAUGCAAGAGGUAAUCCAAAUGAGUUAACCUUGAGGUAGUGGUUCAUCAUCUAAUACAGGGGGGUGGUGAACCUUUUUCAUUCGAGGGGCCACUUUUUACAAAGUCCUCCAAGGGCCGUACUAUGAACACUAACAAGGAUUUCCCCCUGCACUUUAGGCCUAUAUUGAAGACGACCACCUUUACAACAGACGAUAUGAUGUUCAUAUAAUUAAUGUGUUAGAUAAAUGAGAGCACUUAAUUCAUGUACAGUAUGUGACAAAACAAAAACAAAAACAAAACAAACAAAUAAACAAACUUCACAGUCCCUUAAGAAACAAAAUAUGGGUUCCAUAAGAAAAAGGUUGGGAAUCACUUGCUUAGACCUAGGGAGAGUUAACUCGAAGGAAGUAGUGAUGUUGCUAAAUGAGCUAUAUGAGAGCCUUGUGACUUACAAGUAUAACUUCUGCAAUUAACUACAACUACCCAUGAGUUAACUUACCUACUAUAGGUUCUCCAUCGCAAUACCGACCUGGAAUAUCCCCAACCAGCCUGGGUUAAAAAUGUAUAUUUUAUUUUUUGAACUAUUGUAUCUGUCAAACACUUCAAAUGCCUGCUUUUACAAUGUUAUACAAACAAUUGAUCACAGUUUAUUAAUCCUUUGAAUGAGCCCUGUUAUUCCACCUUUCCCUAUCAUUGUGUCUGUGCACAGUAAUUUUCACUUCAGACUGCAGAUUUGCACUGUUUCGUUCCUGUGGUCUACUCUUCAAUUUUGCACACUUAAAGAAAAACAAAGACAAUGUUGUUAAUUAUUUGUGUCGUAUUUUUCUAUUUGAAGGCUGUGCUUUUUUAAAGAUGGCUGUAAUAUCACACUACUAGUGUUGUAAUUACAUCUGUAAGAAUACUUCUACUACUACACACACAUUUGUUUUUGUUUGUUUCUAUGAUCCCCAUUGGGUGAAAAAGGUUCAAUGUUGUUCUGUGGUGCAUGGAAACAUGUCAAAAAUGUCAACACAAAAACAAAUGUUUACAUGGUGUAUAAUGCGAACUGUGUUAUUGAGCCAAAAAAAAACGCACAACCCCGCACACAAUUUGAUAGCGUCAUUGUGUAAUAGAAUUUGCUCUGUUUUUUACGUAUCUCUUUCAUAACAAAUAAAAGCUGUACCGUAGUUUUUGUGAAAA
Engraulis encrasicolus (European anchovy) is the source of this 1892-nucleotide messenger RNA. Its product is annotated as lymphocyte antigen 6D-like. The transcript has 4 exons. The coding region runs from base 344 to 676 and encodes 110 amino acids. The record is from RefSeq and is a predicted model, not a curated record. Lineage: Eukaryota; Metazoa; Chordata; Actinopteri; Clupeiformes; Engraulidae.